UUACAUUUUUAUUUGUUUGAUUUUAUUUUCAGUUUAUUUUUGAUGUUUUAUACAUUUUAAUGAGCCAAUCACAGCCCGCCCUCUGCCUCUCCUCCGGUUGUCAUGGUUACCACUUACAGAUUAUCCGGUUACCAUGGUCACUGUCAGAGAUGAUGUAUGACACACACACACACACACACACACACACUGGGACCAGAUCGAUCACGUGCCUUGUUUUUUAUUUUUUAUUUCUGAGCUGAUCAAUAACCGUCAGUGACGUCAUUCCACUUCCUUUUAGUGCGGGAAGUCGGUGAGGAAAAGAAAAAGCUGCUGAUCAGCCAAACUGCUGUGUGUCGCUCUGCGGGUUGAUUGUCCUCCUCCAUCCUUCCAUCCUCCUCCUGCUCUUCAUCUUCUCUCCUCCUCGUCCUCCUCUGCUCCUCCGCAGCAGCGAUGUUCCCGCCGGGCCUGGCCGGCCUCGGCUCUCUGUCUGCGGGCUGUCAGUAGCUGAGCAGGUCGGUGCAGGUUCUCCGUCAUGGUGCAGAAAUCCCGGAACGGCGGGGUGUUCCCCGGAGCGCAGGCCGACCAGAAGAAGCUGAAGGUCGGCUUCGUGGGUCUGGAGGCCGGGGGAACCGAGUCCAGCAGGGACGGAGCUCUGCUCAUAGCGGCAGGCGGGGAGGAGGGGCCACGGCGGCAGCGCAGCAGCGUCUCUGGAGGUAAGAAACCUCCGAAGAGAAACGCCCUCUACAGACGCCUACAGAACUUCCUGUACAACGUCCUGGAGAGACCUCGAGGAUGGGCCUUCAUCUAUCACGCCUACGUGUUCCUGCUGGUGUUCUCCUGUUUGGUUCUGUCCGUGUUCUCCACCAUCAAAGAGUACGAGAAGAGUUCCGAAGACGCUCUCUACAUCCUGGAAGUGGUGACCAUUGUUGUGUUCGGGGUGGAGUACAUGGUGAGGAUCUGGGCCGCAGGCUGCUGCUGUCGCUACAGAGGAUGGAGAGGAAGACUCAAAUUCGCCAGGAAACCUUUUUGUGUCAUUGACAUCAUGGUGUUGAUAGCGUCCAUCUCAGUGUUGGCCGCAGGGACUCAGGGGAACGUCUUCGCCACAUCAGCCAUCAGGUCGCUUCGUUUCCUUCAGAUUCUGAGGAUGAUCAGGAUGGACCGGCGGGGAGGAACCUGGAAACUGCUGGGAUCUGUCGUCUACGCCCACAGCAAGGAGUUGAUCACGGCGUGGUAUAUUGGCUUCCUGUGUCUCAUUCUGGCCAGUUUCCUGGUUUAUUUGGCAGAGAAAGAGGACAACGAACAGUUUGAGACGUAUGCAGACGCCCUCUGGUGGGGACUGAUCACCUUGACAACCAUUGGCUAUGGAGACAAGUUCCCCAUCACCUGGAAUGGCCGCCUCCUGGCAGCGACCUUCACUCUGAUCGGAGUUUCAUUCUUCGCUCUGCCUGCAGGGAUCUUGGGUUCAGGUUUUGCUCUGAAGGUUCAGGAGCAGCAUCGACAGAAACACUUUGAGAAGAGAAGAAAUCCAGCAGCUGGACUCAUACAGGCGGCGUGGAGGGUUUACGCCACAAAUCUGAGCCGAACUGAUCUGACUUCAACCUGGGAUUAUUAUGAAAGGACAGUGUCUGUCCCCAUGUACAGGUUGAUUCCUCCUCUGAACCAGCUGGAUUUACUGAGGAACCUCAAGAACAAGUCAGGACUCUCAUUCAGGAAGGACGUCCAGCCUGAGCCGUCUCCCAGUCAGAAGGUCAGUCUGAAGGAGAGGGUCUUCUCGUCUCCCCGCAGUUCAGGAACUAAAGGAAAAGGUUCUCCUCAGCACGUGGUUCCCACAGUUGGCCCUGGUAGCAGAACCAGACAGGCCUUCAGGAUCCGAGGAGCUGCCUCCCGCCAAAACUCUGAAGUGCUGAUAGAGAUGCAGGACGAAGAGUUCAGACAGAAGAGCUCGCCAGAGGCCAGCCUGCCGGGAGAAGACAUGGCUGAUGACAACAAGAGCUGCCACUGCGAGUUCGUCCCUCAGGACCUGACGCCAGGGUUAAAGGUCACCAUCAGAGCCAUCUGUAUAAUGCGUUUCAUGGUGUCAAAGAGGAAGUUUAAGGAGAGUCUUCGUCCCUAUGACGUCAUGGACGUGAUUGAACAGUAUUCAGCGGGACACCUGGACAUGCUCGCCCGCAUCAAGAACCUCCAGUCAAGGGUGGAUCAGAUAGUCGGCAGAGGGACACCAAUCGCAGACAAGGACCGUCCCAAAACAGCCAGCGAGGAACUUCCUGAGGACCCGAGCAUGAUGGGCCGGCUGGGGAAGGUGGAGAAGCAGGUCCUGUCCAUGGAGAGAAAGUUGGACUUCCUGGUGAACAUCUACAUCCAGCGAAUGGGAAUCCCUCAGGCCGAGACCGACGCCUACUUUGGAUCCAAGGAGCCUGACCCGGCGCCGCCAUACCACAGUCCGGUGGAUCACCUGGAAAAGAGCCAGUCCAUCUCCAAGAUGCUACAGGUGCUUCCUGCCGAUAACAAUGAGAAGAGUCGAGCGGUGACAAAGAUGGUUCGCUCCAGCAGCUCCACUGGACACAGGAACUACAAUGCCCCCACCUGUCCAGCCUCUACUUCCUGGCAGCCAAUCAGUUCGCAGCUCCACCAGCAGGCCCCGCCCCCUUCCCAGCAUAGCCACGGUAACACUCCAAGUCCAGUAGGAGAUGGGUCACUGGUCCGACUCCCGCCUCCUCCGGCUGGAGAGAGACAUGGCGGGAACCGAUCCCACCGACAAAGCACCGGAGACCGAGGGAACGAAAGACCAGAGGGAGGAGGAGGAGGAGGAGGAGGGGAGGAGCUAAAGCCGGACAGCGACGCCUCCAUCUCCAUCCCGUCUGUGGACCACGAGGAGCUGGAGCGCUCCUUCAGCGGCUUCUCCAUCUCCCAGUCCAGAGAGAACCUGGACUUUCUCAACAACAGCUUCUACUCCUCCGCCAACCUGGGAGACCACCAAGGAGGAGGAGGAAGAGGAGGAGGAGGCGCCGCCCGCUGCGCCACCGUCCACCCAUACAUCGCAGAGGGGGAGUCGGACUCCGACUCAGAGCUCUGCGCUCCCUCGCCUCACUCAGACCGAGCCUGGACCGGAACCAAGUAGAGCCGAAAGACAAGCGGAGCAGAACCAGCAGAACACUGAGACUGAAACCACAACCUGGAUCCAAACUGUGAAGACGGAGACGCUCAACACCAGCUGGACUCACAGAGUGAAGCAUCAUGGGAACUGUGACUGGGCGUCGCCGUGAUUUUAUUCAUGUGAAUGUUUUAACUUGUGCAGCAAAUGUUUGUUCUCACUGUCACUGAUUGGUUCACAGCAGAGACACGCCCACACCCGAUUGGUUCACAGCAGAGACACGCCCACACCUGAUUGGUUCACUGCAGAGACACGCCCACACCUGAUUGGUUCACUGCAGAGACACGCCCACACCUGAUUGGUUCACUGCAGAGACACGCCCACACCUUAUUGGUUCACUGCAGAGACACGCCCACACCCGAUUG
This is a messenger RNA of Epinephelus fuscoguttatus (brown-marbled grouper), 3495 nucleotides long. Its product is annotated as potassium voltage-gated channel subfamily KQT member 2-like. The record is from RefSeq and is a predicted model, not a curated record. The transcript is spliced from 19 exons. Gene Ontology annotation, cellular component: membrane. Lineage: Eukaryota; Metazoa; Chordata; Actinopteri; Perciformes; Serranidae. Bases 512 to 3097 code for a protein of 861 amino acids. Gene Ontology annotation, biological process: potassium ion transport; transmembrane transport. Gene Ontology annotation, molecular function: voltage-gated potassium channel activity.